UAAGUGAAGGCGAAGGCUAGAAUUCUCUGUGGCCUUGCCUCAUCCCGGACGACCUCUUGGACCACUCUUUUGCGUGUGUACCAUGGCGAUAGAAGAAAAGCAGGUAGCAUUUUUGUGUCUCUUUGCCUUUGGUGCCGGUGUGUUUGUUGGGUACAAAAUAAAAUCCCAACGAAUGAAGUAUCUACAAUGGAAACGAGAUCGACUCAUUAAUAAACUAAACGCAACAACGCAACAAAUAAACCUGGAAACCCGAAGUUGAAUUACUGACAUACACAGACUUCCUGUUUACCUUCCCGUCAUGCAUUUCGGAAAACGCAUGGUGCACAGUGAGCUGUCAGUUGUGUAUUGAACGGGUUGCUGUGUUGAAAUGGAGAUUGUUUUGUAGUGUAUUCGAAAUUUGGACCCUUAUCCUGACAUUUUCUGUAUUUCUAACCUCCUGUGUUCAUCAUGUCGGAAUUUGAAGGUAUUGGGCUCGACGAGUGGCUGAUUGCUCAGUGUAAAGCUAUGGGCAUUUCUAAGCCAUCUCCCAUUCAGAAACACUGUAUUCCACCUAUUCUCGAAGGACAGAAUUGUGUUGGUUGUGCCAAGACAGGUAGUGGUAAAACAGCAGCGUUUGCCCUUCCAAUUCUGCAGAAGUUAUCUGAAGAUAGAUAUGGCCCCUAUGCACUUGUUCUUACUCCGACCAGAGAACUUGCUUUCCAGAUUGCAGAUCAAUUCAAAGUUCUGGGCAAAGAACUGAACAUCAAUGUGACUGUGAUUACAGGUGGUAUGGAUAUGGUACGGCAAGGAAAGGAUUUGAACGUGAAACCACAUAUUGUAGUUUCAACACCUGGACGACUUGCUGAUCAUUAUGAAAGUUGUGAUACUUUUAGUUUGAAGAAAAUCAAGUUUCUUGUUCUUGAUGAGGCUGAUCGUUUAUUGGAAGACACUGGUUUUGCUGAACAGUUGGAGAUUAUAUUCAAAAAGCUUCCUAAAAAGAGACAAACACUUCUCUUCAGUGCAACAAUGACUCCAGCCAUCAGACAACUUCAAGAGUCUUCAGAAGAAAAAGUGUUUUCCUGGUCUCAGUCAGCUGAUGUUAUGACUGUUGAUGAACUUGACCAGCGUUAUGUUCUCAUGAAUGCAGAUGUCAAGGACGCUUACCUCAUGCACAUUUUGGAAAAAUACACGACGGAACGGCCCAAGAGUUCAAUUAUAAUUUUCACUAGCACAUGUAAAUAUGCCCAAAUUUUAGCAAUGAUGUGUGAAGAUCUUGGGUUUCCUUGUGUUUCACUUCACUCUAUGUUACCACAGAAAUUCCGUCUUUCAGGAUUGACAAAGUUCAAGUCAGAUCAGGUUAAGGUUUUGAUAGCGACUGAUGUGGCGAGUCGAGGUUUAGACAUACCAACAGUGGAUUUGAUCAUCAAUCACAAUGUGCCAAACAGACCUAGGGAUUAUGUUCACCGUGUAGGUCGCACUGCUCGUGCUGGGCGUGGGGGUAUGGCUAUUACUUUAGUGACCCAGUUUGAUGUUCAUCUUACAAAGUCUGUUGAGUCUUACAUCAACACAAAAUUGAUUGAACAUGCCACAGAUGAAAGUGAAGUUAUGAAAAUUUUGACUGAAGUUGCUGUGUCCAGAAGAGAAGCUGAAAUUAGGUUGGAUGAGAGAGACUUUGGGGAAAAAAGAGAGAUUAAUAAGAGGAAAAAACUUAUACUUGAGGGAAUAGAUCCUGAAAAGGAGGAAGAAGAAAGGCAGGCUAAGAAAGCAAAGAGGAAAGAUGGGAAAUCAAAAGAAGAGAAAGAUGCUGAAAAAAGAGAAAGAAAAGAGAAAUUUAAGAAUAGAUUUUCCAAGAAAAAGAAAGCAG
Molecule: messenger RNA, 1843 nt
Organism: Aplysia californica (California sea hare)
Lineage: Eukaryota; Metazoa; Mollusca; Gastropoda; Aplysiida; Aplysiidae
Product: probable ATP-dependent RNA helicase DDX49
Molecular function (GO): ATP binding; nucleic acid binding; RNA helicase activity
Source: RefSeq, a predicted model, not a curated record